AUGAAUAAUCAUGAUAGUAAAUCGGCAAUGACCGAACCAACAAGUGACGAUGAUGUUUUACCCGUUGGCGUGAAUUCUCUAUCAGAUUAUGCACCAAAUAAACUUUACCUCCUUUUAACAUCAUCUGUGCCUAUUGACAUAACAACGUCUUCCGGAGUUGUCGUGCAGACUGACAGUAGUAAUAAUAAUAAUAAUAAUAACGAACUCCUUCCACAAAAGCGGUCUUCGAAAAGACGAAGUUUUAUUCGUUAUUUUAUACCAAUCAAUCGAACUCGUUCGUCAUCGAUACCUGUGGAUCCUGCGAAAUCUGAUGGAUUUGGAGCGGCGUAUUAUCAACAGUCACGAGGGCCGAUCCAAUCAAUCGAUCCAUGUGACAUGCGCUUCUUGAUCAUACGUCAUGGCGAACGUGUUGAUCGGUAUUUCGGUGCCAACUGGUAUAUGACAGCGUUUGAUCAAAAUGAACAAUAUCGUCCUUAUCAUCGAAAUUUCCCGGCGAGUUUACCCUUACGUACCAAUCGGUAUUUCUGGGCUGUAGACACACCCUUAACGUCAACAGGUUUACAUGCUGCUGAACAGCUUGGGCGAUUGUUUCAAUCGAGAUUCUUUCAUCCGACCUAUGCCUAUUCAUCACCAGCCAUGCGUUGUGUGUUAACAACCAUUCAAAUCUUGAAAGGCCUUGGAUUAGAAAACAAGAUACCGAUUCGCAUUGAACCCGGCCUUUUAGAAUUAGGUGCAGCCAGAUUUGGCAUGAAUGUCUUUUUUCAGCCAACUGAUUGGCAUAAAUACGGUAUCAACGUAGAUUUAUCAUAUCAACCAAUUCUCACAAAUAUUCCUCCGUACGAACGUGAAGAUGGAUACUAUCUUCGAUCAAAACAUGUCAUACGUGAAAUUGAGAAACGACAUAAUGAAUUAUCGACUGAUUCACAAAACAUACUUAUUAUUGCUCAUGCGACGUCGCCUGAAACUUUAACAUGGGAUUUGAUUGGUAAACAGCCAAAUAUUGGUGAUCUCUAUAGACUUUCAUUGAACAUCGCAUAUUUACAAACGGUGCUAACUGAACGUCAACAAGAUAGUAAAUUCUGGUCUGUGAAACCAAUAGGAUGGUCUUGA
Adineta ricciae is the source of this 1110-nucleotide messenger RNA. NCBI's taxonomy places the organism in Eukaryota, Metazoa, Rotifera, Eurotatoria, Adinetida, Adinetidae. The record is from the annotation of a GenBank genome assembly.